AUGAAGUUCCUGACCCUAUCGUUGGCACUUGGCCCCUGUGCUGUCUCCGCGAUAGCCUCAUUGCCCCCUACCGCCACCAUUGACACCGGCCCCCUUGUCGGCGUCACGACCAACUUGCCCGGUGCUCUCGGGCCGGUCAAUAAGUUCCUCGGCGUUCCCUACGCUGCACCCCCCGAGCGAUUUAGCCUCCCCCGGCGCCCCACGCCAUGGACCUCUGCGAGGAAUGCGACGGCUUUCCAAGCCUCUUGCAUCCAAUACAUGGUCGACGCUGAUGUCGGUCCUGGCCGGGACGUCAUCGAUGGGCUUUUUAACACGCACCCCCGAGAGAGCGAAGACUGUCUAUACAUGAAUGCUUUUACGCCGGCGACGCAAGGGCCGCCCGAGGGUCGCGCCGUCGUGGUCUUCAUCCCCGGAGGUGGCUGGCAGUUGGGAAAUGGCCUGCUGGACCUUUCUGGGUUCGCCGGCUACGAAGACAUUGUGGCCUUUACCUUCAACUACCGCACAAACAUUUUUGGCUUCCCCAAUGCCGCAGAGAUAGGCCUCAGCCAGAGGAACUUAGGCCUCCAUGACCAGCGCCGUGCCCUCGCCUGGGUGCAGGCCAACGCGAGAGCCUUUGGCGGGGACCCAAAAAAGGUCACCAUCUGGGGCGAGUCGGCCGGGGCUAUGUCCGUCGACCUUCACAUGCAGGGCUACGCACAGGCGCGCCCGCCUCCCUUCCGGGCGGGGAUCAUGUCCAGCGGCCAAAUGUCCUUUGGCUUGCUUUCCAUCACGAACAGCCCUCGAGACACGCGGAGCUGGGACAAUCUCGCGGGAGAGGUUGGAUGCAGAGGAAACAGCAGCCUGGCCUGUAUGCGGAGAGUCCCGGCCAAACAGUUGGUCGAGGGCAUGGCCAAGGCAAACAUGACAGCCCUUCCCAUCGCCGACAACUUGACGGUUCCCGCGAAUCGAGCGGCGGCCUGGAGGGACGGGAGAGUCGCCAAGGUGCCGGUGUUGAUGAGUACCAUGGCCCAAGAAGGACGGGCCCUGGUGAAUCGCAACAUCACGAUGCAACAAUUUGUCGGGACGUACCUCCCCGAGACCCUGGUCACUCCCAAGCAGCGGGACGCCAUCGUGUCUUUGUACCGAAGCAAGCCAGGCCUUGAGUCCGACUUUGACGUGGCCGCCGCCAUCUAUACGGACUUGCUCUGGCAAUGCCCGCAGCAGAAUCUGGCCAACGUCUCGGCAUCCACCGGACUCGCAGUCUGGCGCUCGUACAUCAACGCCUCGAUCGCCGAGCUCCUCCCCGAACAGUUCCAGUUCCUAGGCAAGUUCCACGGGGGGGAUGUCGUGCUACUCUUCUCGACCCCGACGUUUGAAGGCGGAGGCGGCGGCGACGGCUUCAAGCUGACGCCGCAGCUGUACGCCUUUGCCAACUAUUUCCGGGGCGUCAUCGGCACCUUUGUUCGGAACCCGCACGGCGGUCCGGGCUGGCCAGCUGUAGGGUCGUCGUACGCCCCCUUUGACGUUGUGGCUCUCGGCGACGUGGGCGAGCAGCGCAGCGCCGGGGCCACGCCCGUGAACCAGACGACGUUGGACGCGGACUGUGCCGUCUUCUCAGACAUUUACCCGCUUGUCGAGAAGUUUCUAUCCGUGUCUUGA
Messenger RNA from Hirsutella rhossiliensis, 1638 nucleotides. Its product is annotated as carboxylesterase family domain-containing protein. The record is from RefSeq and is a predicted model, not a curated record. The transcript has 4 exons. The coding region runs from base 1 to 1638 and encodes 545 amino acids. Gene Ontology annotation, molecular function: carboxylic ester hydrolase activity. Lineage: Eukaryota; Fungi; Ascomycota; Sordariomycetes; Hypocreales; Ophiocordycipitaceae.